AAUAUGCAAUGUGUGCAGCUGAUUCUGCUUUACUUUCCCAGCUUCAAGCAUCCCCAUCUGUGCCAAAACCACAAACAAAUGCACACUUCAAGCCAUUGGCAGAGGUUGUACGUCCCACAUGUUUGGAUGAAUACGUUGGGCAGAGAGACAUUGUUGGAGAGAACUGUUUGUUGAGAAAGCUGAUACUUUCAAACAAUAUUCCUUCUAUGGUGUUGUGGGGACCACCAGGAUGUGGAAAGACAACAAUAGCAUCCAUCAUUGCUAAACAUUGCAAGCAGUCAUCAUGUGCCAAUUUUGUGACGUUGUCUGCAGUGUCUACCGGUGUGAAGGAAGUUAAGGACGUUAUUGAGCGUGCAAAAAAUGACCAGAAGAUGUUGAAAAGGAAGACAGUACUGUUUAUUGAUGAAAUUCACCGAUUCAACAAGCUGCAACAAGAUGUGUUCCUGCCACACGUAGAGAAUGGUACAAUCAUACUAAUAGGUGCCACAACUGAAAACCCAUCAUUCUCUUUGAACUCUGCACUUCUCUCGAGGUGUAGAGUGUUUGUACUUGAAAAACUAUCUUUGGAAAGUGUUACAUUAAUACUGCAGAGAGCUCUCAAACAGCUAAAUAUUGCCAUAGUGCCUGAUGGCCACAACCAACUGCAUGAGGAUAAAAGAUGUGCACAGAUAGAUGAAGAUGCAGUAAGGUUCCUUGCUGCUGUGUGUGAUGGGGAUGCGCGAACAGCUUUAAAUGCUCUACAAGCAGCAGUUCAAUCACAUGCAAAUUCACAACCUGAGAAGGUGGACAAUGCAUUGCAUAUAACAAAGGACUCUAUCAGAGAUGGUCUUCAGAAGACUCACUUUCUUUACGAUAGGAAAGGUGACCAACAUUACAACACAAUAUCUGCAUUUAUAAAGUCUAUGAGGGGCUCAGAUGCAAAUGCGGCACUUUACUACCUGGCAAGAAUGUUAACAGGCGGCGAGGAUCCUCGUUUCAUAGCAAGAAGACUGAUAAUAUUUGCUAGUGAAGACAUAGGCAUUGCAGAUUCUCAAGCUUUGCCAUUAGCAGUUGCAACUCAUGAAAGUGUUCUCAAAGUGGGAAUGCCGGAAUGUCGGAUAAUGCUGUCCCAUUGUACCACAUACAUGGCACGAGCGCCAAAAUCACGCGAAACCUACAAUGCUUAUGGCAAGGUUGAGAAACUCCUUCAAGACCAUGAGGGACCCUUGCCACCAAUUCCAUUGCAUUUGUGUAAUGCCCCUACUUCACUUAUGAAGCAACUAGGAUACGGCAUGAAACCUACAAAUGCAAGUUAUUUACCAGCAUCGUUAACUGGAGUUGAUUUUUUUGGGCACCAGUGAUCUGCUUACGUUAAACUUGUUAUAGUUCCAGUAGUAGUACAUCCGCAGCGGCCGUUAUUGUGAAUAAGAGCAUUCAUAAUCAUUGUUACAUACAUUCAUUCAGAGGUUAUGUUGGUAUUGCUAAAAUAAAGUACUAUGAAGUGUUGUAA
Ornithodoros turicata is the source of this 1489-nucleotide messenger RNA. Its product is annotated as ATPase WRNIP1-like. Gene Ontology annotation, cellular component: nucleus. Gene Ontology annotation, molecular function: ATP hydrolysis activity; DNA binding; ATP binding. Bases 9 to 1340 code for a protein of 443 amino acids. The record is from RefSeq and is a predicted model, not a curated record. Gene Ontology annotation, biological process: DNA-templated DNA replication; DNA synthesis involved in DNA repair. Lineage: Eukaryota; Metazoa; Arthropoda; Arachnida; Ixodida; Argasidae. The transcript has 7 exons.